This is a messenger RNA of Ictalurus furcatus (blue catfish), 3982 nucleotides long. RefSeq names its product aquaporin 10a (gene aqp10a). Gene Ontology annotation, cellular component: plasma membrane; basolateral plasma membrane. Bases 2165 to 3106 code for a protein of 313 amino acids. The record is from RefSeq and is a predicted model, not a curated record. Gene Ontology annotation, molecular function: water channel activity; urea transmembrane transporter activity; glycerol channel activity. The transcript is spliced from 6 exons. Gene Ontology annotation, biological process: water transport; glycerol transmembrane transport. NCBI's taxonomy places the organism in Eukaryota, Metazoa, Chordata, Actinopteri, Siluriformes, Ictaluridae.
CCCGAGAUGAGGGGACCUAAAUGCAGAACACAGACGCAGGGAUCGAAGGUGAAAUGGGGUUUAUUAAAGGAUGUGAAGGAGUGAGCGUGUGUGAGAAAGGUGAGUUGAAAUCGAGUGGUCAAGGUCAGGAUUCAAACUCUGUUCCACAGCAUGCUAGUAAGAUGCUCGGCUGAUGCACCACAGGGGAGGGAGAGUGAAGCCAAAUUUGAGUGGCCUGUACAGAGCCCUGACCUGAACCCCACCCAACACAUUUGGUAUGAACUGGAAUUCCGACUGUGGCUUUUUUGCCCAACAUCAUUGCCCAACCUCACUAAUACUCUUGUAGCUGAAUGGGCAAAAAUCCCCAUAGCCACAUUCCAAAAUUUAGUGGAAAGCCUUUCCAGAAGAGUGGAGGUUAUAAUAACAGCAAAAGAGGGAUUAAAUAUGGAAUGGGAUGUUCAACAAGCACAUACAGGUCUGAUGGUCAGGUAUCCACAAACCUUUACCCAUAUAGUGUAUCAGAAACCGAUAUCUGUUAGUUUAGUUUCUCUUAUUUACAGUUUUAAAAUCUCUUAAGUCUUCACAGCAUGUAGCACUACUAGCACUGAAAGCUGUGGCUAUAUGACCUGUGUUUUCACUAAGGUUAACCGCAGUAAGCAUUUCCUGAAUCAAACUGCACUAUUGAAUUUUUGACUUUAAGACGUCUCUUUCAAGUGGUCGUUGGGAGCUGACUCGCGUUCUUGAUGAGCCAUUUUGGUGACUGGACGGGCGAUUGGAAUUUAUUCUUGAAAAUAGGAUGAGCCGGAUGAAAAUGAUUAAUAGCUUAUUCUAAUAUAUAAUGUGUCUGGUGAAAUGUAAAUAUAUAUCUGAGUAAAUAUAACUGUUUGCUUUUGAGAAUGUGGUUAAGUAAACGUUAAAAUAUACAGAAACAUGUAUAUUUGUAUAAAGUAGAAAUAUUCCAAAAAAAACUAUUGCUCCUUCUCUACUUGAUGCCACUGGAAUUAAGUGAAAGCACAUUUUAUCUUAUGUCUCUUUAAGCCUCAGUAUGCCAAGUUAUGAAUGAUAAAUUGCCAAGAUACAUUUAUCGAAGCAAUGGAGUGCAAAGUGUACUGGAUCACAUAAAGGACAGCAAGUCAAAAAAUUGUGAGCAGCUUCAUGUGUCAUGUAUUCUCUCCUCACACUGAGUGCUGCAUAACUAGGUCUCUUCAUUCAAGGUUGUUGUGUUUGCCAGUUAACCCUGUUAGACACCCCAGUUAGACACCCCAGCUCACGUCGACGCACUGAUGGCCCUUUGAAAGGAUUCCCACUACAGAACCAAUUUUAUUUUGAAAGGAUGUUGGACCCCAAGCUCAAAGAGUAGCAGUGGCUGAAGUUUUCUUGGCCACCACAGGAAACCUAGGCUUACGAAGCCAAGCUCCAGACGUUUUUUUUUUUUUUUGGUAAUGCUUAGACACUGGGGAGGGAUGUGGGGGGAGUGUCGGAGUGUUGCCCUCACAGCGCCCUUGGAGUGACGGGAUCUGUCACUGCGAAUUACUAAGCAGAGCAGUGCCCUCUUCUGUGUUGUCAUAUGUUUGUUUACGUUGCCACUUGUGUUUUGUUUUGGUUCAUGUCCUUUCUCCACCCAUGCUCUCACUGGUUGUAUCUUUUGUUGUGUCUUGAUUCUCAGACCUGUUUUCACUUCGCCCUUUAAUUAGUUUGCACAUUUCAACCCUCUUGUUUCUCUGUUCUAGGUGACGUAUACGCUCAGUUUUGUCUUUGUGCACCUGACAAUACCAAGUCUGUUUCCCAUAUUUGCUGUUUAGGUUUGUCUGAGCUAUGUCUCUUGAUUUACACUUGUUGUCUUUGCUCAUUUAACCCUGUUUGCCGAUUGCCCGGCCCCUGCAUGUUGCGUGACCUUGAUUCUGCCUAAUGUUUUGGAUUUGUUGAUCUGUUCCUCAUUAAAGCCAAAUUACCUGCAACUGCAUCCACCUCAGCCUCUCUACACAACACACAGCACCUGAGAGCAGCAGAGAGGCAGCAGGGACAGUUCGAGAAAGCUUUACACCACUGGGGUUAAGGGAAAGUACAUAUUAUCUAAUCUCUCUCACUCAGCAUUAUUACGCCAAGUUAUUAAUGAUGUUACAUUUAUCAGAGCAAUAUCGUCCAAAGUGUACUGGCUCACAUGAAGGACAUCAAGUAAAAACAUAUGAGCAGCCUCAUAGCACCUGAGAGCAGCAGAGAGGCAGCCGGAACAGCCGAAGACAUGCAGAACCACCAAUUGUGCCACGUGAGGAAAAUGAUGAUGAGGAUGAAGAUAAACAACAUCUUAGUCAGACAGUGUCUGGGAGAAAUCAUUGGCACUUUUGUACUUUUGCUGUUCGGCUGUUCCGCAGCAGCUCAGGUGAAGACCGGUGAUCAAUUGAAGGGGCAGUAUCUGUCAGCCAACCUGAGCUUUGCUGUGGGGGUCAUGUCCGCCAUGUACCUCUGCAUGGGGGUGUCAGGUGCUCAUCUGAACCCUGCGGUGUCUCUGAGUUUCUGUGUGCUGGGUGAUCUUCCCUGGCGCUGCCUUCUGCCUUACUCUCUGUCUCAGCUGCUAGGGGCCUACCUUGCCUCUGCAGUUGUCUACACCAUGUACUACGAUGCUAUAAUGAAUUACAGUGGUGGGAUUCUGACUGCUUAUGGUCCUAAUGAAACUGCAUCCAUCUUUGCCACGUACCCCACACCGGGGACGUCCCUACAGACCAACGUCUUUGACCAGUUGGUCGGCACUGCUACACUGUUGUUGUGCAUCCUGCCCCUAAGUGAUAAGAGGAACAGACCUGCUCCUGAUGCCUUGCUCCCACCAAUUGUAGCAGCUGUUGUUUUGGGAAUAGCCACUGCCAUGUCAUCUAACUGUGGUGGAGCCAUAAAUCCAGCAAGGGAUCUCGGGCCUCGGCUCUUCACUCUCACAGCAGGCUGGGGCACUGAAGUCUUUACGUGCUAUGAUUACUUCUUCUGGGUGCCGCUGGUGGCUCCUCUGUUUGGGGGGUUGCUGGGCUGCUUUUUAUACCAAGUCUUCAUUCAGUGGCACCUUCCUGACCCUGAUCAAGAAACAGUCAAAAGCCAAUCCCAGGACACUGAAAUUAAUUUAAAAGUGGUUGCCCUGUAAUGAGCAAACAUCUAUCAUUUACGUCCCAAUUUCCUGUUAUCUUUCAUCAUUAUGAAGCAGAUGUUUAUGGAGUAGUCCAUUGCAAGGCAUCUCACAUGCACAAACACGCAUGCACACAUGUAUUCACAACUAUGGCCAAUUUAGAGUUAUAUUUAACUUCUUUUGAUAUUUAAAUAAAUAAAUAAAUAAUGUUAUCUGAUUUGUUAAUAACAUAAGACAGGAAAUGUAACAAGGAGAGCUAUUCCUGCUAAAUGAAUCAUAAUGUAUCUGCUUAGUUCUGGUUAGUAGACUGGAAAGCUACUGAAGUUACUGAAGUUCCACAGUUUUAUCGAAGCCUCCUUUAUCCCUCUUUAGUCUCAAUUUUGAGACUUUUCUACAUGAGCUAAAUUAUACCUGUAUUUAUCUUGGUAAAGAAUUUUUUGUCAUACCUUACUAACAAGGUAAUAAAUGCACUACUUUACAGAAACAGAAUAACAAACUCACUUUGCAUUCCAAGUACUAAAGAUGUCCCAUUCAUUGAUAUACAUUUUCAGUAACAGCUUUCUCCUGGUCAGGAUGGAUCCAGAGACUAUCCUGGGAACACUUGGGGUGAGGUUCAACAAUACCAGUAUAUUGCAGGAGACCAUGCACACAACAUUCACAUAAACCUAGGGGCAAUUUAGUCUGGAGAAUUCACCUACCAGUAUGUCUUUUGGGAGGUGGGAGGAAGCUGGAGAAUCUAGAGAAAACUCAUAGACAGAAAUCCAAGUUCCAGAUCAAAGCUAUCGGAAAUCAAGGAGCUGUAAGGCAGCAAUGCAACCUGCUGUGCCACUGUACUGUACCACCAGCUUACUUGGUACCUGUUGAACUAUACAAAAUAAAAGCACAAAAUCAGAA